CUCCAGUGCCAGUGCCAGUGCAGCGGACCAUUUGUACGAACAUGUGAAGUGAACCGCCGCCUUUCAGGUCUUCCGUCCACGAUAAGCAAAGCACCUGUGGCUUCCUUCUGCGUGUAGAUGUGCCUUAACGAGCAACCAUGUUGACCACCCGAGCGUACAGAAUACUGACCUACCUGUUCGGUAGCAUCAACAUAUUUUUCGUACUUGUCAUAUUGAGCCAAGGAGCAGAGCAGCUACUGAUUGAUUGGCGAGCCGCACUGUACCAGAUCGUGGCACCAUGUGCCUUAAACAUCCUGUUCGCCAUGUUCUGGAUGAUCGGUGCCGGGCUUUGGCGGCCUACGCUGAUCGCUCUGUUCAAGUACUUCACCUACGUACAGAUGCUGCUGCUCGCGGCCAUCAUCCUCUUCUCGGCCUACUAUAGCCACGUGGAGGGUCUCUCGUCAAAUCUGCUCACGGUUAUGUCACUGCUGACGUCACUGUUCUUUCUCUCGCUGAUGGAGGUCCUGAUUGCGAUUGGUACCGAGCGAGCGAUCGCCAAAGAACGGGAUGCUUAUCGGCUGACGCACAUCGAGAUGGCUGACUGGAGCCACUCGUAGGCCACACUACGCACGAUUGCCUUUAACUUUGUUAGAUCGGAAGCCAAACAAAUUGUUGCAAAAAUAAGACAUAGAUUGUUAGAACGAUAAGUAAGCUUUGAGAAAGCAUUUUUGGUGGCCUUUGAAGCUAUGCUACGCUUCGCAUAAACUGCCUUCGCUAUAAACGCCUUCCUCGCUACGCUGUGGCGCCUUCAUUUACUCAUUUACCUCAACGUAUGUGUCCUACAAAAAAUGAUAUUAAACCACGAACGCAGGGAGAGCACCAUCUGGCACGACGCUGGCACUGUUUCUCGUGUAACACGAUGCAGCCUCGCUACUUGCAGAGACCUGCUCGAUAGAUGAUACGAUUGUACAAUAAAUAUAUAUAUAUUUACAGC
Molecule: messenger RNA, 973 nt
Organism: Anopheles darlingi
Lineage: Eukaryota; Metazoa; Arthropoda; Insecta; Diptera; Culicidae
Exons: 4
Coding region: 138-596 (152 amino acids)
Source: RefSeq, a predicted model, not a curated record